UGCCAGUGAAUUUGACAAUCAAAAGCAGAGAAGUUCCGUAAAAAAGCGCUGCAUUUGUUAACUUUCUGCUGCUUCGCUAGUAUCGCACAGUUUUUUGUGAUUUGGAAAAUUUUUGAGAAUAAUAAACAUACGGGAGGCAGUUCUUUUUGUGAAAAUUAAUAAAUUUUUUCUAAUUAUCGCCACAAAUCAAGUUCGUAUAGUGUCUCCCGCUUUAAUCAGUACAGUGAAUGGCCGCGAACGUGAGUUACGCCGAAUAAAUUGAAUGCCUAUCUGUGGAAAAACUAGUGCUGGUGGGACAUUUUCUCGAAUUUCCACAUUUGUGUCAUAUACAUACAAAUAUAUAUUUUCAAGAAAAGUGCUGUGUCUACAGUCAAGUUUUCAUACGUAGUAUAUUUUGAGAAGUUAAAAACUAAUUAUUGAAAAUCUCGAGUAGGAAGAGUAAAGGACCUUUCUGUCUUGUGUCUAUUUAUUGAUAAAGCGCAAGAAAAGUUGACAAAAAACAAAAAAAAAAAAAAAUCACCAACAAACUACAAUUAAAGGGGGUGUGUAUGCUUCUUCCAAUUGUAAAUACACAAGAGUGGAGUGUACUAUAAAACGUGCGUCAGUUCAGAUUGGUCUCAUGAAUAACAAGUCAUCUUCACCUAUGCCCGCAAACUAACUAUAUUUUAUGUGUGAUCUGAUUGGGGAAAAAAUAUAUAUUUAUAGAUAUAUACCAACUUGAAUAUUAUUGAGAUUACUGUGGAUUAUUAUUACUUUCCAUUUACAUACAUACAUAUGUAUACAAGUAUAUGCGCGCACAUGGAUAUGCAAAUUUAAAACCAAAUCAUACAUACAAAAAAUUAUACACACAUUCAUAUAUUUUAUAAAACAUUCCUUGGACAACUACGCAAUAAGAGUCUAAGUUAAAGAAACAUUGGAAAAUGUUCAGCCCUGAUUAUGAGAAACGUAUUCUGAAACAUUGUAGUCCAGUCGCACGGAAUCUCUUCAACGCAUUUGAGGCGGCUUCAACAUCCACAUCACUGGAUAGAUUUAUACCAUGCAGGGCUAACAACAAUUGGCAAACAAAUUUCGCAUCCAUAAAUAAAUCGAAUGAAAAUUCCACACAAACAAGUAAAAAGCAACGUGACUGCGGUGAGUCUGCACGUGAUAGCUUAGCAUAUUCCUGCCUGUUAAAGAACGAACUUCUGGGCACCGCCAUAGAGGACGUGAAGGCGGUUAGUGAUGAGCGCAAUGAGAACACCUACACACCAACAGCGAAAAGAAGCCUUUUCAAGUAUCACUCAGCGACAAAGCAGGAUUUCAACGAGCAAUGCCCCUACUCGCUUUCACCAGUCAGUACGAAGAGCCAAAAACUACUGCGAUCACCGCGCAAAGCAACCAGAAAAAUAUCACGGAUACCAUUUAAGGUGUUAGAUGCGCCCGAGCUGCAAGAUGAUUUUUAUUUGAAUUUGGUCGAUUGGUCAUCACAAAAUGUGCUCGCCGUCGGCUUGGGAAGUUGCGUUUAUCUGUGGAGCGCAUGUACUAGUCAAGUAACACGCCUAUGCGACCUUAACACCGAUUCGAAUACCGUGACAUCGGUGUCAUGGAAUGAGCGUGGCAAUUUGGUGGCCGUCGGUACGCAUCACGGCUUCGUCACCGUUUGGGAUGUGGCUGCCAGCAAACAGAUUAAUAAGUUGACUGGCCAUUCAGCACGUGUAGGCGCUUUGGCGUGGAAUGGUGAAAUUUUGUCGAGCGGUUCACGUGAUCGUUUGAUAAUACAACGCGACACCCGUACGCCUGUUCAACAAUCUGAACGCCGUUUGGCAGGCCAUCGACAAGAGGUUUGCGGUCUUAAAUGGUCACCGGAUAACCAGUACCUAGCGAGCGGUGGUAACGAUAAUCGUUUAUAUGUCUGGAAUCAGCAUUCACUUAAUCCAGUACAAUCGUAUACGGAACACACCGCAGCAGUAAAAGCCAUUGCCUGGUCACCACAUCAUCAUGGUUUAUUGGCUAGUGGUGGUGGCACUGCCGAUCGUUGCAUUCGUUUUUGGAAUACCUUAACAGGUCAGCCAAUGCAGUGUGUCGACACCGGUUCACAAGUCUGCAAUUUGGCAUGGUCCAAACACUCAUCUGAGUUGGUGUCCACGCACGGUUACUCACAAAACCAAAUAUUGGUGUGGAAAUAUCCCUCACUGACACAAGUGGCCAAACUGACAGGACAUUCUUAUCGUGUACUGUAUUUGGCAUUAAGUCCGGAUGGAGAGGCAAUCGUGACGGGUGCUGGCGAUGAGACAUUACGAUUUUGGAACGUAUUUAGUAAAGCGCGCAGCCAGAAAGAGAAUAAAUCCGUAUUGAACUUAUUUACAAAUAUUAGAUAAACAACGUAAGAGUAGGGAAUCGCACCAAAUCGGGAUUUAAAAGCGCGUUAAUUGAGCUCAUUUAUAGGUAGCUAAUACUGGUAUCUCACAAACUUAAGAAACCACUAUAAAAAUAACAAAAAAUACCUAACAGCAUAGCUGCUAAUAUUUACAAUAACACAUUCAAAAAUAGCUGUCAAAAAUAGUUGGCAAAAUUUAAAAUGUAUUGGAGCUUAGAAAAACAAAUUAAACAUAAUUAAGUGCCGCUUGUUUGAAAGUUGAAAUAAGUUUGGCUGCUGCAUACACCAGCGUGCAAAAAUAUACACAAGCAUAAAUCUGCUAAAAUGUCAAAUAGAGCAACUGCUAAAGGAGGCUUCACAAAUAAUGCAAGUUUUUUGACGGUUUGUGUGGCGAAGUUAACAAAAAGCUGUAAUUAUUUUUGAAGUAAACUUUUUUUUGUCUAUUUGUAUUUGUGUAUGACCAAUUGUGAUGCGUUUAUUUAGGCUUUUUCUCAAAAAAUUAUACAUUUUCGAUUUGAACUCUCCUAGUACUUAAAUUGUGUGCUGAAAAAUCUUUAAAUUGGUUUUUUUUUUCCUAACUUUCUUCAACUUUCGUCAAAUGCCCAAGCAGUGGCUUGCUUUUCCAAAUACUAUUUGUAGAAAAAAUGAGCGCAUAGGGAUGAAAUAAUAUAAAUAGAAUAUAUAAUAACAGCUGUUCCUAAUUCUCCGUAACUAAAUUUAUUUGUGAAUUAAAUAUUAUUUUUUUUUAAACAGAUUUCCAAAAUAUUCAAUGACACUUAAAUUGAAAAUCAGUUCAUAGCUGCAUAAGAGUAUGCAAAAUAUUUCGAAUGAAUUGAAAAUUUGAAUCGACUAUAUAAUUUAAGCGUGCAAUCUUAAAAUUUAAUAUUUCAAAUUAUUAAAAUUACUUUUAAGCACAAAGGACAACUUCGUUAAACACAACAAGAGCUAUAUUUGUUUGAGGCUUAAAGCAUAUUUUGGAGAAGAAUUGGCGGCCGUCAUAGCCGAUUGCGUGCCGGUUCUGCCAUGAAAAAGCGCCUCAUAACCUCAAAAUCAUCUGUUAUGCCUGGGCGGCUUAAAACUAUACGUUCCUACAUUUGUGGAACAAUAUGAAGACGUACGCCACAAAUAUGAAAAGGCGAUCGAGCGAACAGUCAAAGAGGUUACACCCUCCAUUUAUAUAUAAAUAUAUUUGUUGCUCUUUAUAUACGCAAAAAUGAUGUACCAGAUGCAAAAUUAAAACAAAAAAAUACAAUUUUUUUUUAAUUAAGAAAAAAAUUCAAAUUCAAUAUAACAAAUAUGGUCGCAAAUACCUCAUUGGUACUCGUACAUCAUAAGCGAUUGCAUUUCUAAAGCUAGAACUCUGUACCCUCUCAGCUAUGAAUAAAGAGCUGAAACCCAUAGCGCCGCGCAAGUUUAAUACGUAGCUCUAGCUUUAGCCACAAACAAAUACUUGCACCUCAACAUGUUUAGGUGUUUAACUAAUUUGUCCUUUGUUUAAUAAAUAAUAACCUUAUUAGUGUUAGAUUUUCGCAAUUAUUACAUAUACAUACAGAGGUAUGUAACUAAUUAUUUAUUACAAUUGUAAGUUAAAUAACUUAUCAUAACACACUUGGAGUUGUCCUCCACCCUUUUAACAAAUGAGCCAACCAAAUUUACUAUACGACUACACUUUGGCCACACCAAAUUAGUCGGCAUGAAGUGAGUUUUUAUUUGUCAAAAGCGCUGGUUGUUAGGUGCUCUAGUGUGACCUCGCAUCUAAGCAUGCAAACGCACUGAUAACAUAAAAUUACACUGUAACUAAGCCUAUAUUAGACCACUUAUUUAUAGAAUUGCAUUAAAAAUACUUUGUAGAUAAAAAAUUAAUAUUUCAAGUUUCGUGGAAAAUUUGAGUCAGAAAGCAAAUUAGAUGGAAGCGCUUAGAAAUCGCUAUAAAUAGACUGGCAAGUAACGUAUUUGAAUUACCCAUUACAUUACUUGCUAAUAUUGGCUAAAAAAGUGAGACAAAAAAUAAAUAAAUAAAUGUAGGGAUUAUGAUCUUCAGCAGUAAUACAAGGCAUAUGUUUUCGAAAGAAUUUCUUCAUAAAUAGUUGACUACCUAUAACCACGUACUUUACUCACAACUUUGCAAGAAUUUUCAUUAUCCUCAAUUUUAAAAUAUUUUAUAUUUGUGACUGCAAAGCAUUGUGACUAAAAUAAAUUUGUUUAAAUAACUACAUUAAAUAACUACAUAUACAUAUAUAUUUGUUCUUAUUUUUAUACAAUUUUGUCCAAUUUAUUUUUAAUUAUUCAUCAAUUUGUUUGCAUUUUGCUCAAGAAAUUUAUUGACAUAAUUUCAAGUCACAUUCUAUUUUUUAUAAUAUUUUGUUAAUACUUUUUUCUCUUUUCCUGUCGUUAACUUCGUAUUGCUACCUUGCAAAUGUGAGGUUAGCAAUGCAAUUCAAUUAAACACACAUAUAUUAUAUUUAGCCAAUUCUACAAAUAUCGUUGAUAUCAUUCACCUCACCUCAAAUCGCACUUUAAUCGCCACUUCACUACUAAAUUAAAUACUUUAGUUACUUUUUUGAAUGCGUGUAAACGUAUUAUAAUUAUAUAUAUUUUGUAUAUAUGCAGGUUCUACCUGAAAUAUAGUCACAUGUAUGUAUGUAAUAAGAAUGAAUUUGAACAUGCUGAAAGAUGUACAAUAUUUUGAAUUAUUGAGCUGGAUUUAUAAAUGUAAUAAUUUUAAUAUUUUAUUGGAUGGAAAAUAAAUUUUAAAGUAAAUGUG
Messenger RNA from Anastrepha ludens (Mexican fruit fly), 5120 nucleotides. It is a transcript of the gene fzr, whose product is annotated as fizzy-related protein homolog. Bases 921 to 2357 code for a protein of 478 amino acids. The transcript has 7 exons. Gene Ontology annotation, biological process: anaphase-promoting complex-dependent catabolic process; positive regulation of anaphase-promoting complex-dependent catabolic process; positive regulation of ubiquitin protein ligase activity. Lineage: Eukaryota; Metazoa; Arthropoda; Insecta; Diptera; Tephritidae. Gene Ontology annotation, molecular function: protein binding; anaphase-promoting complex binding; ubiquitin ligase activator activity. Gene Ontology annotation, cellular component: anaphase-promoting complex. The record is from RefSeq and is a predicted model, not a curated record.